This is a messenger RNA of Penicillium canariense, 1026 nucleotides long. RefSeq lists its product as uncharacterized. The record is from RefSeq and is a predicted model, not a curated record. Bases 1 to 1026 code for a protein of 341 amino acids. NCBI's taxonomy places the organism in Eukaryota, Fungi, Ascomycota, Eurotiomycetes, Eurotiales, Aspergillaceae. The transcript has a single exon.
AUGUCCCUGGGCUUGCCUUUCAGCAAGGAGACCUUCAGCUCCAGCGAUGAUCUGGAACCCGCAACGCGUCUCUUGCCCGCGUCCUCUCGGACACCUCAGCAUAGUCUCGCCCGCCCCACAGAGGAUAUACAGGGCUUUCUGAAAAAGGAUCUGUGCGUCGACAGGCUCAAUUACAUUCACCAAUACCUAUGGCUGGCUGGCCGACCCAUGCCUCCCAAGCCCCUGAAUUAUCAGCUCGCUACGUCCCGACAGAUUGUCGUGGACCAGAGAAUUGAUAUGCACCUUGUGUGGGAGCAUUCUCAGCGCCUUCACAUAAAGCCUCUCCCAAGAUAUCUCCUCGAUGCGGACUUUUGGGCCUCACAUCUGAUGACCUGUGAAGGGUCAUGCUGCGCAGAUGCGCAACGCGACCGCGCCGUGUCGGACUCGACCACAAAAUGCACCAAGGAUGUCUAUAAGUGUGCUCUUGGAUUCCUAUGCUCCUAUAUCGCAUUGAUUCAGUUUGAAUGCGAUCUGGCGAUCGCUCUCGAUUGUAAUUUACUGCCAAAGGACAUGACCUGGGAACAAUGGCUUCAAUUUGUUCACCAACUCCUGGACAACGGUGUCUCCAAUCCUAGUAACAUCAACCCGCGUUAUUUAUAUGGCGAGUUGAGGCUAUCGCAGCUCAACAAAAUUUAUGCUUUCCGAUACGGAAGGGUUUUACGAGGGUAUCAGUUUACAUAUCAGACAUACGGCGAGCUUGCCCGCGAUUACCUCACACCGGUGACGGCGGCGACCAUUUAUGUCGCCCUGGUGUUGACGGCGAUGCAAGUCGGAUUGGCCACAAGUCAUCUGAGCAGCAACAUAUCUUUUCAGAACGCGUCACGGGGCUUCACUAUAUUUUCAAUCCUCGGGCCACUGAUUGGAAUCGCGCUAGUGGGCAUUAUUGGGAUCUUCCAGUUCUCUAUCAAUUUGUUCGAAACUAGGAGGUUCACACAAAAGCAGUUCCACCUAUUUAAGCAACGAAGAACCGAAAACGAAGCACCUUGA